Messenger RNA from Brassica napus (rape), 595 nucleotides. RefSeq lists its product as uncharacterized. Lineage: Eukaryota; Viridiplantae; Streptophyta; Magnoliopsida; Brassicales; Brassicaceae. The record is from RefSeq and is a predicted model, not a curated record. The annotation marks the transcript as partial. The transcript has a single exon.
UUUGCAGCUACGCGUGUAACUGGUAAUCUUCUACGGAUACGUUUUGUCUUCAAGAAACCGAGAGAAGCUGAGGUUGUUGUUCCUCAAGAGGAUCGUGUUUGCUCCACCUCAGGGACUGAAAUAUCAAGUUCUGUCUCAGGUCAUGAUGAGAAUCUGCUCCCAGCUUCUCUUGAUAGUGACAAGACUGCAGUUUUUUCUGAAUCAAAGAAAAAAAAAAGAAACAUAAGACAAGCAAAGAAUCCCGGUACAGUUCCUUGUCUCUCCAUUGAAGAAGACAAUAGCAACAGCGAUGACUGGCUUCUUGGUACUAGGCGGCAAGAGAAUGUUUCUACCAAGUCUACUAUGAAUGAAGACAUGGUCAUGAACUUGCAGAAGCCGGGUGAAUCAUGUUUUCCUAGUUCUCAGUUUUUGUCUGAAGUAGGAAUCUUUUCAUUGCCAUACACAGUCCUGUUCUAGGUCCAACAUUAUUGUUUUGUUCUUUCUCAGCUUAGGCUAUGCCUUAACUUGUACUGUUCCACGAAUUGUGUAACAACCACAAAGAUAAGUAAUCCUUGAAUAAGUAAUACUUGAAUGAUCUCUCUAUUUUUGACACUAA